AUGCCGUCCUUUUCCCAGCGGCCUGAGUCGCCUAAGAAGGGUAGAAUCAUCAAGUCGGCGUAUGAUAGCGAGAGCUUCGAAUCAGAUGGCUCCAUUCAUGUGGAAGGACUCGUUGGGUCUGCAACAAUCUCUCCAUCCGGUCGCGAUAUUGCUCUUGCAUCACCAGAGGGACUGGCCAUCAUUGACUUGGACUCUCCAUACAACCCACCGCGGCGACUGAGAAGUCAUGGACUCCCAUGGCUAGUUUGCGACGUUCAGUGGUCGCCUUUCGCAGCUCGAGACUAUUGGGUCGUGUCCACAGCGAACCAUCGCGCCCUAGUAUGGAAUCUCAACCUGAGAGAGGAUUCUAAUACGGGAGCCAUAGAGCACUCGCUCCAUGGACAUAGCCGCGCGAUUACCGAUGUCAACUUCUCGGCCCAUCACCCUGACAUGCUCGCCACCUGCUCUGUUGACGGCUAUGUCCAUUGGUGGGAUCUACGGCGGCCUAGACAACCGGUUCUUACCUUCUGUGAUUGGUUUGCGGGUGCCACUCAAGUUAAAUUCAAUCGCCAAGAUCCUCACAUUCUUGCCUCGGCUCAUGACCGGUUCUUACAUAUUUGGGACGACCGAAAGGCGUCCGAGCCUGUCAAGUCCAUCAGUGCGCAUACAUCCAAGAUCUACGGAAUUGACUGGAACCGCACCCGAAGCACUGGCAUCGUAACUUGUUCCCUGGACAAGACAAUCAGGUUCUGGGAUUACGGCAAGGACGACAACGAGCUGGAACAUGUCAUCCGCACCGACUUCCCCGUCUGGAGAGCUCGCCAUACACCAUUCGGAUGGGGUUUAUUGGCCAUGCCUCAAAAUGAGCCCGGCGAUUUGUAUCUGUAUGACAGACUAUGGGGGGAAGACUCCCCAGUAGAGGUUGCCCCGAACCCUGUUGCCGUGUUUCCGGGUCAUGGUGAUCAUAAAGCCAAGGAAUUUCUAUGGAGAUCUCGAGGAGGCGUAUCCGAUGAUAACAUUGACCAUCGUGAGUUUCAGCUUGUAUCAUGGGGCACGGAUAAUGAGUUAAGGUUACACUGCGUUGACGCCAACAUACUCGCUGCUGUUGGUCAUGUCAAAGACGGCCCGGCAAGGAAGGGUCUUAACCUCACAAGACAAGGUGCAGCAUAUAAGACCUUCCGUACUAUCGAUGACAGUGCGAGCCGUGACCGCAAGGCCGGCACAAUGAGCGACCACAGAGCUAGCACCGGUCUUGCACAGUAUAAACAGGGGGGCGCCUCAUCUGGUGGGCGGUCUGGCUUGAACCGAAAUCUUCGACCAGCAUGGAGGGGCCCAUCAAUGAAAGCCAAGAUUGACUCGAGCAAACAUGUCGACAGGAGCCAAGCUCAACUUGGGUGGAUGAAGGGCAUUACUAUGACAAAGCGGAAACCCUCGACUGACGGUUACAGACGACGUGCCUCCAAAGACCACGGAAUUCUCAGCCACCACCACUAUCCAGAUGAUGAAUGGGGCCAACCGGACACAAUUCAAGAAGAGCUUCUCCGUAUCAGUACGCAGAUACCCAAGGUCAAAUGGGAAAAUAUAGACAUGGACAACUUGACGUUGAAUGCGUCUCUGACAGGACCCUGGGGCGUCGAUGGGGAACCCAUCUUUGUCAAAGUGAAAAUUGACAUCCCUGCGGGAUACCCCAAGCUCAAUGCACCAACGUUCUACAUUGAAAAGACGUCCUUUAUGCCGGAAGACACACACAAGAAGAUUAUGCGGGAAAUACAUCUACUCGCCGAACAGUUUUUGCAACGGAAGCAAAACUGUCUAGAAGUCACCUUUACCUACUUGCUCGGUGAAGUCGAUUUAGAAUCUAGUACUACCUUCUUUAAGAAUGUCCGAGACUUGGACGAUGAUCUUGACGGCCUUGCGGACGAGAGCUCUAGCGAAGAAGACGAGGAUAUCCCUGCUGGAGGAUCUGCUUCAAUGUCUCAAGAGUUGCCUCAUGCAGAUGCUGACACAACUCUUGCACCACUACCUAAUCGUAACAUUAUUCCACCUCCGCCCCGUACCUGUGGCGCUCGAUUUUCUCCAGAUGGCCGGCUUGUUUGUUUCUUCCCGUCAAAGGAGGAGAAAGCCCGCGCACUAUUCUCUACCUCUGCAGAGUUCUAUAACAAAGAACGUUCCAAAGGAGAGCCGUUCUUUGCUGGGUUUGGUCGUCUUACCUAUGAUCUUCCUUCCAAGCAGAAGUAUGCGAUGGAUGAGGCCUCUGCCACGGACGAUCAGUCAGACGAGUCUGAUAGUGAAAUGUCUUCGUCGUCGUCGAGUGGCUCCGAGUCGACCUCGAUGCAUAAGAUGAACCUAUGGUACAGCUCAAACAGACAGCUUCGCAAAACUUGGAGUGAAGAUCGAUCCGUAAGGUCGAGUGGUGGUGGCACUGGGGCAGGCACCGGCACCGGUACGGGCACGAGUCGCCGACGAUUCGGCCGACCUCGAAACUUGAUUGCCAUUCAUGACUUGCGAGCUGACCUCCCGUCGAAGAGGGAAUUUGCCGAGGAAUACGCAAUCUUUGGCGAUGGUGCUGACGUCUGUGAACAUAAUGCCCAGGUUGCGGAGAAAUACGGCAAUGCUGAAUUAGUAGAUGUAUGGCGCUACUUGGCACUGUUACUAACAAAGGGAAUUCCUUUGGAGGUCUUGGGUCGUGACCACAAUGAAGCCUCGAUUUUGAUAAUUGCUCGAGAUGCCAUAUCAAAGCAUAGCAAAAUCAACAAAUCACAGGUCGACUCCUCAUCAAAAAGCGACAGCGGUCUCGUUGGCAGAGUCAAAUGGGGGCAGCAUCCGCUUGCCAAAGAGUUCAUUAUGGACCUCUUUGACCACUUCGAGAGACUCGCUGAUAUCCAGAUGUUGGCCAUGCUGUCGUGUGUUUUCAAUGAGCCGUACACGGAUGAUGGCGUGGCGUAUGUCGAGUCUCAUCUUACAAAACAAGAAACGCCACUGCCGUUGAAGGCGCCGUCCUUUUCACUGGAUUAUUUCCCCACGGACGCCUCAGGAUGGAGGUGGAAUAUUCACACCCGAAGCCAUACGACUUCAGCAGCUACCACGCCUGGAACUCUUCACACUCCUGUUCACUAUCCCGGCUCCCACGCCUCUGAUGAGUUUCUCUGGAGCGGUGACCCGGGGACCAGCUCCUAUUCCUGCGGCGAGACGCCUCCUCUGAAGGGCAAGGCGUUCCUCGGUGACAGCGAUACGCCACAGCCACCGAUGUCGCGAUCACCUACGAGUCGAGGCAUUUUGAGAGGAAACACUGGUCUCGCUUCAGCUUUCACCGCAACGCUUCCGAAGUCGUUCGGUGGCGGCGGCUCGUCAUCGCCGCCGAAUCAAGGCAGAAAGAGACCUAGCCCUGCCGAAUACAUCAUGAGCAGUCUAGUGCCCACUGCUGCCAACUCUGGAACAUCAACGCAAGGACCUGCAAAUGCGUCAGGUGAUUCAGGCCUGGCUAGAACCUCGUUGUCGGACGAGGACUACCGCCGCGAUGACCUUCUUUCAUUGGUUCCCAUCUCAGUCAAUGUUAUCCAGGCAGACCAGUCAAUAUUCGAUGACGAUGGGUGGUUGAACACGCCGCUGCUAGACUCCAGCCGAUCUAGUAUCUACGCAAGAUACCGUUACGCAUAUGCAGAGAUGCUGCAAAUGUGGGAUCAGCCCCUGGCACGACUUGAGGUCAUGAAAUUCAAUAUUCUUCGCGAUGACUCGGCAAUGGCAAUAACUGACGGGAGCUUCCACGACUCGACAACAUUGAGAGAUGGAGCCAGCGGCACCAUUGGCCACCACAAGACGGGCUCAUCCCCAAUCGUCAUGGGUAAGAAGGACCAGCUCCAUAACCUCGUGGCAUCUGGUCGUGGUUUAGACGUCACGGGCAUCUGUCGCACGCACGAGACCCAGCUUGAACCAGCACGCUAUACAUCCUCUCACAACAACAUUGGGGGCGCCGUCGGAACAUGCGAUCGGUGUCACCGCAUACAGACACAGCUCCAAUGUGUGUAUUGUCUCGAGCCUGUCGACGCAUUGUUCCCACCAUGCCUCUCGUGCGGAUGUGCCAGCCACGAAGCUUGCCUCGCAGAAUGGCACGCGUCUGGCGAAACCUUGUGCCCAGCGGGGGAUGAAUGCAACUGCGUGGAUGAGGCAAGCAACGGACAAGUCGAGUCCUGGGCCGCACUUCGUGGUGCGAUGAUGAAGGGUCGUGAUAAGCCAGCCAAGCUCCACCUGCUUCCGCCGGCGGCUAUGGACGGUAGCGGAGACGAAAAACUUGGGCGAGGCAAGAAUGACUGGGAACAAGUCGAGUUGAAUAUUCCAAGCCGAGAGCAAGGUGGUCUUACGGUGCCACAGUCACCUGCGGCAUUGAGUUUCGGAAGAUUGAAGAAGGCGGGCACGUGGUCUCGAACCGCGAGUCUACGCGGACCCGGGCGAAGAAGCUAA
This is a messenger RNA of Metarhizium brunneum ARSEF 3297, 4437 nucleotides long. RefSeq lists its product as uncharacterized. Gene Ontology annotation, molecular function: signaling adaptor activity; protein binding. The record is from RefSeq and is a predicted model, not a curated record. Gene Ontology annotation, biological process: positive regulation of TORC1 signaling; cellular response to amino acid starvation. Gene Ontology annotation, cellular component: Seh1-associated complex; vacuolar membrane. NCBI's taxonomy places the organism in Eukaryota, Fungi, Ascomycota, Sordariomycetes, Hypocreales, Clavicipitaceae.